AUGAUGUCAAAUUGGUUGGCACGUGAAAUCAAACAUUUUUUACCAACGUUUGAUUUUCAUGCUAUUAAAACCGUCGUGGUAGCGUUUGAUCCAUGGCGUUUAGAUUCUCGUCAGACACGUGAUUUUCUUCAUAUAAUAACCGACGAUGGUGUAGCCAAAAAUUAUCCAAAAAUGUUUGUAAAACCAACAGUAAAAUCUGAUUUGAGUGAUCCCUUAAUAACAGUUGAAUUUAUUGAUAAUACAAAAGCAGUGUUUAAAGCAAAAAAUUUAACAACAUUAGAUAUUUUAACAAAACUUAAACCACUUUGUCAAGCAAAAAAACCGGCUGACUAA
Messenger RNA from Didymodactylos carnosus, 333 nucleotides. The record is from the annotation of a GenBank genome assembly. Lineage: Eukaryota; Metazoa; Rotifera; Eurotatoria; Philodinida; Philodinidae.